UAUGCAAUUAUUGGGUGAGCUUUGUGGUUUCCUUCUAAAUGAUUUAUUUAUAGGAGACAGGGACCUUGACUUUUCUUUACUUCGGGACUCAAUUCUUUCCGCACAACUUUCUAUUUGUGUUCCCAGGGUGGCAAAACCGUUAUUUACUUCAUCUGCAAGUUUGCUUACAUUUGUGGAAUUUUGAUUAACUUUGCGAUUUAUGACUCGGAGAGAUCUAUUAAAACCUUCUUCCAACCUAACUGUAUCACUGUGAACUUUCUCUAAGUCUGACAUUUUAGCUUG
Messenger RNA from Meloidogyne enterolobii, 282 nucleotides. Lineage: Eukaryota; Metazoa; Nematoda; Chromadorea; Rhabditida; Meloidogynidae. The record is from the annotation of a GenBank genome assembly.